AUGUCUUGCUGCAGACCCUGUCCCCCACGGCCCUGCGGCCCCUGUGGCCCAACCCCCCUUGCCAGCAGCUGCAGUGAGCCCUGCCUCGCCCGCUGCGCUGACUCCACGGUGUACAUCGAGGCUUCGCCAGUGGUGGUGACCCUGCCGGGCCCCAUCCUCACCUCCUUCCCUCAGAGCACAGCCGUGGGAUCCUCUCUGUCAGCUGCUGUGGGCAGCUCCCUCAGCACCGCGGGGGUUCCCAUCUCUUCUGGGGGCUCCCUUGGCCUGGGGGGCUCAGGCCUGUGUCUGCCUUUCUCCCGCUGCGGUCAGAUCUGCUGA
Haemorhous mexicanus (house finch) is the source of this 318-nucleotide messenger RNA. Its product is annotated as feather keratin Cos1-1/Cos1-3/Cos2-1-like. The transcript has a single exon. NCBI's taxonomy places the organism in Eukaryota, Metazoa, Chordata, Aves, Passeriformes, Fringillidae. Bases 1 to 318 code for a protein of 105 amino acids. Gene Ontology annotation, cellular component: intermediate filament. The record is from RefSeq and is a predicted model, not a curated record. Gene Ontology annotation, molecular function: structural constituent of cytoskeleton.